This is a messenger RNA of Ricinus communis (castor bean), 895 nucleotides long. RefSeq names its product constitutive photomorphogenesis protein 10. Gene Ontology annotation, molecular function: ubiquitin conjugating enzyme activity. Gene Ontology annotation, biological process: protein polyubiquitination. Gene Ontology annotation, cellular component: nucleus. The record is from RefSeq and is a predicted model, not a curated record. The coding region runs from base 176 to 721 and encodes 181 amino acids. Lineage: Eukaryota; Viridiplantae; Streptophyta; Magnoliopsida; Malpighiales; Euphorbiaceae. The transcript has 5 exons.
UGAGUGCUAAAAAUAGGUGUCAUAGUGACAUGAAGUCUCUCCACUAAAUAUAAUGGGCCAAACUUCCGUAAGUACUUACAAGAAAAUUCUUCAUUUUCUCUGCCCACUAUUCUUUCUUGAUGAUCAGGUGGCUUAAAGAAACUAUCUAAGUGUCAAACUUUGCACAUUGGUGGAGAUGAACAAUAGUGCAGGAAUCUCAAUACCUGGAGGAGGAGGAGGAUCAGCAGCAGCAGCAGCAGCACCCUCAAGUUCAUGGGUAUCACCAACAUCAGUUUCAACUUCAGGGAAGAGAAUACAGAGGGAAAUGGGGGAACUUAACAAUGACCCGCCUCCUGAUUGCUCUGCUGGUCCCAAGGGUGAUAAUCUUUAUCACUGGGUCUCCACCAUUAUUGGGCCCCCAGGAACUCCAUAUGAAGGUGGUAUUUUUUUCCUUGACAUAACGUUUCCAACUGAUUAUCCAUUCAAACCUCCAAAGGUAGUAUUCAAAACUCGUAUCUACCACUGUAAUGUUGAUUCUGCUGGCAACCUCAGUUUGGAUAUGUUGAAGGAUGGUUGGAGUCCAGCUCUUACAAUUACUAAAAUUCUAAUUGCAAUCAGAUCAGUUUUCACUCACCCUGACCCUUACAAUCCUCUUGUGCCUGGUAUUGCGCACUUGUAUCUAGCGGACAGAGCAAAGCAUGAUGAACUAGCUGCACAGUGGACAAUGCGAUUUGCCAAGUGAAUUUAGCAGAUUCUUUUACGAGGGCAUUUUGUAAAGGCCUUGGUAUGGUGGCAUGUUGAACUGAACAUAUGGUAAUGGCCAAAUAGGUAUGACUAUUUGUACAUGACAUGCACUUUGAGUUGAAACUUGAAAGUAGUUUCGUAAAGUAUAUUUUUAAGCCCUUGAAUUUUUCAA